This is a messenger RNA of Prunus armeniaca (apricot), 282 nucleotides long. The record is from the annotation of a GenBank genome assembly. Lineage: Eukaryota; Viridiplantae; Streptophyta; Magnoliopsida; Rosales; Rosaceae.
AUGAGGAAGCUAGGUGCACCGAGUGAGAAACAAACAGAAAAUAAACUCGUAGGAGAACAUGCUACCAUUCAGAAAGCGAACAGAAGCCUAACCAGGAGUCCAAAUGGGAAAGAAGACAUCAAUAUCCCUGCUCAGUGCACAGGUGGUUCUUCUGCUGAUGAGCAGGUAGCUGCAACUGAUGAAGCUGAUUUUAAGACUGGUGGCCAGGCCAUAGAGAAUGAAACUGAAAAAGUUUCUACAAAAAUCGAACCAUGUUUUCUUGCCAUUACCAAAGCACAGUAA